This is a messenger RNA of Vicia faba (fava bean), 1413 nucleotides long. NCBI's taxonomy places the organism in Eukaryota, Viridiplantae, Streptophyta, Magnoliopsida, Fabales, Fabaceae. The record is from the annotation of a GenBank genome assembly.
AUGGAAAUGGAAGAAGGGUCAGAAACAAGAGAAUUGGAAUGGAAGAAAAUAAGAACAACAUUUAUGGUGGAAGUGAAGAAAGUAGUUACUAUAGCUGGACCAAUGGUGGCCUCGUCUAUGUUGCAGAACCUUCUGCAAGUAAUAUCGGUUAUUAUGGUUGGACAUAUUAAUCAGUUGUCUCUUUCAAGUGUUUCCAUUGCUACAUCUAUCACUAAUGUUUCCGGCUUUAGUAUUUUGUCAGGGAUGGCUGGUGGAAUAGAAACUUUAUGUGGUCAAGCUUUUGGAGCUGGCCAAUUUGAAAAACUGGGAAUAUACACAUACACUGCUGUAAUGUCCCUCGCCAUGGUUUGUGCACCAAUCACUGUUUUAUGGAUUUUCAUAGAUAAAAUCUUAGUUUUCAUUGGCCAAGACCCCGAGAUCUCCAUCAAAGCUCGUACAUAUGCUCUUUGGCUGAUACCAGGACUAUUUGGCUCAGCAAUUCUCAAACCCCUAACACGUUUUUUCCAGACACAAAGGAUCCUUUCUCCUAUGAUUAUAAGCUCCUUAAUAGGUUUGUGCUUCCAUGGAGUUACCUCUUGGAUCUUAGUAUUUAAAUUGGCGUUGGGAUCUGUUGGCACCGCAAUUGCAUUCAGCUUAGGAAUUUGGUUGAAUGUGGUAAUACUUUUGUACUUCGUCAAGUAUUCUUCUGCUUCUGAGAGAACACGUGUGCCAUUUUCAAAGAAAGCUUUCCUUGGAUUUAGAGAAUUCUUUGCCCUUGCUGUUCCUUCUGCUGCUAUGGUUUGUCUCAAAUGGUGGGCUUGUGAGGUGAUUUUUUUGCUAGCUGGACUUCUUCCCAAUCCGAAGUUGGAGACAUCAGUUCUCUCUUUAUGCAUGUCCAUCUCUACGCUGCACUUCACUAUAUCUUUUGGACUUGGGGCUGCAACUAGCACACGAGUUUCAAAUGAAUUAGGGGCAGGAAAUCCAAAAGCAGGUCGUUUUUCUGUUUGUACGGCUAUGAUCCUUGCACUGAUAGAAGCUCUUAUUGUCGUCAUAAUCCUGUUUGGCUGCAGAUAUGUCUUGGGUUAUGCCUAUACCCAUGACAAUGUGCUAGUUCAUUAUGUGGCUGUUAUGACCCCUUUUCUGUGUGCAUCAAUAUUUACAGAUAGCAUACAAGCUGUUCUUUCAGGGGCUGCUAAAGGAAGUGGGUGGCAACGUGUUGGAGCCUAUGUGAAUCUUGGAGCGUUUUAUUUAGUAGGAAUUCCUGUAGGCAUUGUACUGGGAUUUGUUGUACAUUUCAAAGCAAAGGGUCUUUGGAUUGGAAUAGUCUGUGGCUCCAUCGUGCAGACAAUUUUCCUUUCCAUUAUUACUGCUCGUACGGAUUGGAAAAAACAGGCAACAAUGGCAAGAGUGAGAGUAUUUCAUAAUGCUACUUAG